UACAAUUCGAACAGCUCCAUUGAAGAAGGCUUCCCAUAAUUUCCUCCCAUGGCGGAUUCUCGACUCUUUCACACUCACCUUUUUACACUCUUCUUUUGCAUAUCUUCUCUUCUGAUCGUUACUAACGUUGAAGGCAACUGGCCGAACCACGGCGGAGAUUUGAAGAACAGAAGAUACGCCAAUAGAGAAACCAAAAUCAGCCCAUCCACAGUUUCCCGUCUCCGUUUGAAGUGGGAGUUUUUCGCCGGUGGCGACAUUUCUGUUACUCCCGCGAUUUACGACGGCGUGAUCUACUUUCCAAGCUGGAAUGGGUUUCUGUACGCCGUUAGAGCUUCCAAUGGAGCUCUUCUUUGGAAGAAGAAUCUCCAAAAACUGACGGGGUUCAACAAUACCGGAUUCAUUCUAAAUGUUAACUCCACGGUGUCGAGAUCGACUCCCACGGUGGCCGGAGAGUUGCUAGUUGUUGGAAUCUAUGGACCGGCCGUCGUCAUUGGCGUUAAAAGGUCAACAGGGAAGCUUGUGUGGUGUAGAAGGAUGGACUACAAAAAUAGAAGUUUCAUCACCAUGUCCGGCACUUACUACAAAGGAAGUUUUUUCAUUGGAACAUCCUCACUAGAAGAAGGGCUUCCCGUUGAUCAAUGUUGCACAUUCCGGGGAAGCUUCUCCAAACUAGAUGCAAGAACGGGUGCCAUUCUGUGGCAAACCUUCAUGCUACCGGACAACCACGGCGAUACCCAACAAUACUCCGGAGCGGCCAUUUGGGGCAGCAGCCCCUCCAUCGACCCCGUUAGGAAUCUUGUCUACAUUGCCACUGGAAACCUCUACUCGGCACCCCUCCGUAUACGUGAGUGCCAGGAAAGACAGAACAACCAAACCGAUCCCACACUGCCCGAUAAAUGCAUUGAACCCGAGAACCACUCCAAUUCAAUUCUGGCUCUUGAUGUUGAUUCCGGUGAUAUUAAAUGGUAUAAGCAGUUGGGUGGUUAUGAUGUGUGGUUUGGUGCUUGUAAUUGGCAUUUGGACCCUAGAUGUCCACCUGGCCCUAGCUCCGACUCGGAUUUCGGGGAGUCGCCAAUGAUGUUAAGCGUGUUCGAGCGUAACAUGAAGCGCGAUAUUGUCGUUGCGGUUCAGAAAAGUGGAUUUGCGUGGGCUCUUGAUCGUGACAAUGGCAAUCUCGUCUGGUCUAAGGAAAGUUUUAUUCAAUUCCCUUUGGUAGAUUAUGUCAUUUGAAUUAAUUUUUUUUUUUUUCAAAGUUCAAAGUACAAACAUAAUCUAUGCUUUGUUUUGGCAAUUUGA
This is a messenger RNA of Cucumis melo (muskmelon), 1296 nucleotides long. RefSeq lists its product as uncharacterized. The record is from RefSeq and is a predicted model, not a curated record. The transcript has 3 exons. Bases 49 to 1230 code for a protein of 393 amino acids. NCBI's taxonomy places the organism in Eukaryota, Viridiplantae, Streptophyta, Magnoliopsida, Cucurbitales, Cucurbitaceae.